Messenger RNA from Polypterus senegalus (gray bichir), 6734 nucleotides. It is a transcript of the gene hs6st1a, whose product is annotated as heparan sulfate 6-O-sulfotransferase 1a. Gene Ontology annotation, molecular function: heparan sulfate 6-sulfotransferase activity. Lineage: Eukaryota; Metazoa; Chordata; Cladistia; Polypteriformes; Polypteridae. The transcript is spliced from 3 exons. Gene Ontology annotation, cellular component: membrane. Bases 309 to 1541 code for a protein of 410 amino acids. The record is from RefSeq and is a predicted model, not a curated record.
GGGUGUCGCUGUGCAUGCUGGGCACGGAUCAUCAUAAUGGUGGUUUAGAAAGGAUUUUGAACAACAGAUAUUGGAGUACGGUGUAGCAUACGGAACAGAAGCUUAAUUGGUGGUGGGCUGUCGGUGGGUAACUUUAGUUUGUGGAUUUGCCGGUUUCAUUUGAGUUUCCAAUCGCAAAAGGAUACAAUGCAUCCAGAGCCCAACUUUAAAUUCGUGAUCCACUGACCUUUGUUUUUAGAUAUGGGAAGCAGAACUGUGGCUUUAGGUAAGAACUGUCUGCUCCACAGCUAACUGGGAGAUGGUAACAUAUGAAGCGCAUUGGAAAGAACAUGGUUGAGAGGACCAGUAAAUUUCUGUUGAUCGUGUUGGGAUCCAUCUGUUUCAUGCUGAUUUUAUACCAGUACGUAGGACCGGGAAUGAUGAACUUUGGGUCUCCGCACCGGUACCUUCUUCAGGACGAUUCGGAUAUCUUCCCGACCCCCGACCCCCAUUAUAUAAAGAAGUAUUAUUUUCCGAUUCGGGAUCUGGACCGCUUUGUGGAUUUCGAGAUUAAGGGCGAAGACGUGAUCGUUUUCCUUCACAUUCAGAAAACUGGGGGGACAACAUUUGGAAGGCACCUAGUACAAAAUGUGAGACUGGAGGUGCCAUGUGAUUGUAGACCCGGGCAAAAGAAGUGUACUUGUUACCGGCCGAACAGGAAGGAGACUUGGCUUUUCUCUCGUUUUUCUACUGGUUGGAGCUGUGGGUUACACGCGGACUGGACCGAACUUACAAACUGCGUGCCAGGAGUGUUGAGUAAGAAAGAGAGCAAGGUGAAAAAUCAAAGUAUCAGAAAGUUUUACUACAUCACUCUUCUGAGAGACCCAGUUUCACGUUACUUAAGUGAAUGGAGGCAUGUCCAGCGAGGGGCCACGUGGAAGACCUCACUCCAUAUGUGUGAUGGACGGACCCCUACCCCAGAAGAGCUGCCCUCUUGUUAUGAAGGCACAGACUGGUCCGGCUGCACUUUGCAGCAGUUCAUGGACUGUCCCUACAAUCUUGCAAACAAUCGACAGGUGAGAAUGCUGGCUGACCUCAGUUUGGUGGGAUGCUAUAAUAUGUCUUUUAUUCCUGAAAAGAAGCGGGCCCAGAUUCUUUUGGAAAGUGCAAAGAAAAAUCUAAAAGACAUGGCUUUUUUUGGCCUAACAGAGUUCCAACGAAAAACCCAGUACUUGUUUGAGAGGACCUUCAAUCUGAAAUUCAUCCGGCCUUUCAUGCAGUACAACAGCACACGGGCAGCAGGUGUGGAUGUGGAUAAUGACACUAUACUACGUAUUGAGGAACUUAAUGACCUUGACAUGCAACUGUAUGACUAUGCUAAAGACCUCUUUCAACAGCGGUAUCAGUAUAAGAGACAGCUGGAUCGCAUGGAACAGAGAAUAAAGAAUCGGGAAGAACGGCGGAUGCACCGUUCCAAUGAAGAAUUCCCCCAGGAAGAAGUGGAGGAGCAAGGACGUCUGCCUACCGAAGACUACAUGAGUCACAUAAUUGAAAAAUGGUAGCCAAGUCAGUGGCUACGUCUUAAAAUCACUAAAGUCCUUAAUGACUAUAUAAUCAAAACUAGUACCAGAGGUUGUCAUCUCUGGUGCCCAUAUGCUCUGUCUUUAAGACAGUAGGGUUGAUGCAUUGUUGAGAAGUCUGUUCACUCUGGUGACAAGUAUUUCUACUCAAAAAUACUUGCUAAGAUAUUGACUGGUCACCAUAGCACUUCUCAAUGUUCUCAAGACUAUGAGCCCACAAUAACUUCAUUUGCGUCUUCCAGGUCAUGAAAUACCAUGGAAGUGAAAUAAACCUACAAACUUAAUUUAAAAAUGUAAGAAGAAAUCUGUUUAACAGAGAUUAUUUGCGCUAAAAAUAUAUAUCCAAAAAUAACAGAGACAGUAAAAUGUGAUCAGAAUGUUUUUAAGUGGAUCACAUAAUUUAAUUAUAAAUUAUGAGAACAAACUGCAACCUAAUACUAAGAUGCUGUGAGCAGCUAAAGCUGUUAAUGCUAAGCUUUUUGCAGAAGUCCAAACAUUCUGGUCUCAAGUCACUAAAGUAAGACUUUAAUUGUUUUUAUUUUGGUUUUAUUCUAAAAAAUCUUUUAACAGCAUUAUGGACAGGCCAUUGUUUAAAAUGUUAUUUGUUUUAAAUCUGCAAUCACUGUGUUUAAGUUAUGCUGUGCAUUAUACUAACAAGUUAAAUGACUCUUUACCUGUACUACUCAAGUCCUAGACUUGUCCUCGUCCUGUCAAAGGAUUGAAUUAAUCCAUCUGCCUACAAUCUACCCAUUUUACUUGAUAGUAAGGUCAAAUAUUGUUCGCUGAAACAUCUAUUUAUGUUCAGCAGUAUACUCUGUAGUGGGGAGCACUGAAAGAAAUGCCCCAGUAAAGGCACUUACUCCACAGAAGCCAGUGUGAGGCUUUCUUUUGUUUAAAGCAACAGGGUUCACCCUGCACCCAGAAGCACACAUACUCUUCAGGGAUUUUAUUUUUUAGCAAUUCCUGAAUACAAGGAAGCUACAAUUAACACAGAAAUUAUGAUUUCUUUUUAUUGCCUUUCAUUCUUGUUGGAGUGGCUCCUGACAUUGAAAUCCUGUGUCUUUCCCUCCCAACUGUUUUUAGAAAUAUUGAGUGUCCCUUUUUGCGUACACUACAAAAGCAACCCCACUGCACUUUCAGAUAAAUGAUUUGGCCUUAAAAUUGGUAUUGUUUUACAUUUGUAUAACCUUGCUCUGAAUCUGUUUUUAUAUUUUUUUUCUUUAAUUGGGUACACUUAAAGUUAGGAAAUAAAGUUUCCAGACAGGACUUUCUUUUUCUGUUUGAAUAUUGUGUGGAAAUUGAGUUCUUUGAUACUGUACACAUGCGCAAAAUCUCUUGUGGAUUUAUUGUGGCUUGAAUCUCCAUGAGAGAUGCUUCCUCAGGGUUAAAACCGAUGUCUUACUGACACACUAAUGUUUCAAUAUGGGAACAAAGAUGUCAGCACAGGGGAUUUAAUAAUGCAUUUUUAUGCUCUUUUUCUUUUUUCAAAAAAAAAAAAAAAAACCUCUUUGGCACAUUGCUCCUGUCAUGCAAAUAAAUUAUUUUGAUCUUCAUUUUGGGUGAAAACAAGAGAUUUUAAUCAUGUAUAGGUAAUGUGCUAAAAUGGGCAAGAUUUUAUAAAGUUUAAUAAUUUAAGCUGUUUUGUUUUUGUGUAAUAACUCCUGAUUACUUUGGUGGCCUUAAAACCUUAAAAGGAAUCAAACUGUUGUCUCUUACUAAAUUAUUAAUGUUAUGAUGGUUAUGUGCAGUCCAGUUGACAUCCUUAUUGCCAAUAACUUUUGACAUUCAAAACAGUUAUAAAAAUGUGAAUGCAGCAGCCCAUCGCAAACUACUGUAUUUCUUCUCUUCCACUUGAAAGGUUUUAACAGCAAUGUUAUUCUAAGAUGUUUAUAGGCAGGCAGUUAUACGGGUAACAUGCAGAAACAUCUCAUCUUUAUGGAGUAAUAUUACACAAAUAGAAAAAAGUAUGAUAUUUGCCUUUGUUAUCUCACAAAAAAGUAAUGACUAAACAAAAAUAGCUUUUGUUUUCUGCUACAAAGAGAAAAAUCCCAUCUUGCCUUAUGAUAUGCUGUGUCUUUGCAGGUUUCCUAAAUUCAAAAGUAUGAAAUUCAGUUCUGGGAUGUGUGUAGUGGCUGAAGAUUUUCCCUCAACACAUUUUCUUAAGUAGAAGUGAAUUAAUUCUGCUAGUGAAACAUCAUGUGAUUCUAGGACUAUUUAAUGCUCUUAUUCUUCCACAUCGGACAAUUCUAAUAUUGUAGACCUUCCGUUUUCUGACAAUUUUUGUGAACCAGUUCAGAUUUUAACUUUUCAUAUAUUCACUUUUCCUCUCCCUAUUCUUGAUAGAAAUAAAAUUUGGGCAAAACAAAUGGCAGCAAAUAGGACUAAUAAAUAGAUGGGCAUCUGAGGCUUGUUAUUUGAAUCUGUUUAAUUGGCAUCUGUUAAAAAAAAAGCAAUUAAAGGCUCUGAAUGCAGCUGUUUAAGAUUAGAAGAAACAAUUAAGGGUUCAGAACACAAGUGAGUAAACAGUAAUAAGGCCUAAAAAUUGAUGUUGCAUUAGUAGCAGUAAUUGGCUUCUAAUUAAAAGGUUGGCAAGAACUGAGUUGAACACCUUUGCUCUAAUUAUUGCUGUUUGGGGUCUCAGGGCUUCAGGAUAACUAGGCUCAAACAUCAGCGGUAUGUCGGCAGAAAUGUCAAAGUUAAAUUUUGGGUUUGCUGGAUUUCACAAUAUCCCACUUUAACAGCUACCUUUCUGUUUACUUCAUUAAGAAAAAAAAACAAUGUUAGGUAUUGUAGCCAUUAUAAUUAUAGGAUCAGUAAUUUUAUGCCAUGUCUGGUUCACUUUAGUAAUACUUGCAAAUCUUUCUUCUCAGUCAUCUCAGAAAAGCCUGCACAGCAUUAAAUGGCUGUUUCCAAGUUUUAGGUCCAAAUUCUGGAGUACUAGCUCCUUUAAAACAUGUAUUUUCCCAGCCAUACUCCAUCUUGACAACAUUGGGUUUUCUUUUUUUUUAUCAUUCCUGAUAUGAGCAAAUUAAAAAAAAAAGUCACAGUAACAUUCUUUAUGUUAUAAAUGUACCUUGAGUUAGUAAGUGAUUCAUGUAAAACAAUCCAAAUAGCUUAAAUGGACUGCUGAAUGAAUUAUGCUUUAGCAUGCCAUAGUUAUAAGCAGGAAUUGGUGGGACUCUCGACAUUUCACUUGGGUCAACUUACAAGAACUGAGCAGCAUUGGGUGGGCUAUGAUUGAAUCCAACAAUCAGGCCAUACAAUAUGCAAGAAUAUCUAAUUCGUUGGCAAUCUCUUCAAGCAAACUGCAAGUAUGACAACUAAACAUGAGCACUUCAGAUACUGAGUUUUCCGUCUGCCACAUUCAUAGUGAUGUGUGGUGUGUUUUAGCCAAAUGAGGUAUCCAUUUUCAUUUCCCCCAGCUUUGUGUGGCUUGUUAGUCACCUCUCACUGAGCAGCCAAUUGCUUCAGUGGAGUUUCUCAGUGGUCAUAACACUCAAUGUCUUUGUUUUAAGAGUGUUUUACAAAAGAACUUUUGGCUGAUAGUUUACUUUUUAGAAAAGAGCAUAUAAACUAAAAUUUUGCCAAAGCAGAGGUGGCCACUUAGUCUAUCAGGCUGGUUAGUUAACUAAGAUGUAUUUUAUCCCAAUAAAUAUGCAAAAAUGUAAACAUUGUUGGACAGGGACUCAACUUUUCAUCAAUGGCGGGAAGACAAACCUCAGAAGUUUAUUAGUCUAUAAAUAUUUAAUUCUCUUGAAACAGCUUUAUAUUUUGCAAUUCAGCUUUUAGCUAGUCUUCCCUUUGUCUGUGUUUGGUGUCACACAUGCAUUUCUGUUGUUAAAUUUGUCCCUUGAGCUCUGCAAAACAUGUUCUUCAUAGCCUACCUCAUAAAACUACGUUCUUGCCCGUCUCCCAUAUGAUUCUUUAAUCCCGUAAAUAUUCUGCAUUUUUUUCUUUUGCAACCCUCUUUCUAAUUAAUAACUCAUUUAGCCAUGGUCAUACAUUCAAGUCUCUUCUGUUUUCUUGUCAAAUUUUUACUUGUUCUCUAAUUUUCUCACAGAGAUAUUCCUCCUCAGCUGUAUAUGUCCAGUAUUGCACAUCUAUUUCUGGUAUCUGAACAUGGAAGUUAUUUAUAAAUUGGCUUUUUGCUUAUGUUUGGGGAAUUCCCCAUCUAACUUUUUGCAUCCCAGAGGGAAAAAAACAAAUCACUUGUACUGUUACUGUUAUAGAAUUUACCCAAAAAAACGCAGAGUGCUCUAUCACAUGACACAUAACCAAUAUUUUGAAAAGUCACAGAAUGGGGUCCCCCUGCAUUUCAAGAAGUAAACAACUACAAUCUGUAUAAGGUGUGUAAAGCAUUACAAAUACUGUGCAAAUUGGGCCUCUUGGACACUGAAUGAAGAACAUUCUGAUUCACACAGAAUCCGCCUUCCUUCCCUCUUAUCGUUGAUGUGUGAAUCAGCAUUCAAAUUUAAAUCACAGGCACCGCCACAGAACAUAAAGCUGGUAUAACACCUUGAUCACCUAAUUCCUUAAGUUUUCCCUAAUUUUCAUUAAAAUCACUCUUUGAUUUUGGUAAUCUACUUUUCCACUCUUAAAUAAAAAGUGGCAUCCUUCAGUUUAAGCUUAACAUUCAUUAAUACAAUCAAUUGAUUGUGAUCACUGAUUGUCACUUAAAGUGGUUUUCUGAUGAAGACAAUAGUUUGAUCUUCCAGCCCGAUCAGAGUUGUAUCACGUGCAGUGGAAGAGACUUAUUCAUAUCUAAAACCCUCUGGCUUGACUUUCACAACAGUGUAUGCUAUCGUUUCCAUCAAUUCACAGUCUACAGUUUCAAAGCCAGGGAAACUGUCAGUUAUUGUCAAUAAAAAAAAUAGUCUAGUCUAAAACUUAAACAACAAACUUAAUGUACUCUGUCAUCGUGUUGAUUUCAUUUUUCCCGCAUACAGUUUGCCUUUCCCACACUUUAUUUUUCCGUGCUUAAAAUGUUCCGGAAUAUGCUAUACUUGAGUGAAGAGAUCCUCGAGUAGAGUGUUCUUACUGAAUGUAAUAUGUGGUGUGGAGACAAGGCAAUUUUAGACCAUAUGUGUUCUGCUCUUACUGUACACUGCUCUGGGAAUUGAGGUUGUUCCUACAAAAUGGAUCAUCCAGCCAUCAAUAAACAAAUGUCAUUUUUAA